Molecule: messenger RNA, 2261 nt
Organism: Mollisia scopiformis
Lineage: Eukaryota; Fungi; Ascomycota; Leotiomycetes; Helotiales; Mollisiaceae
Exons: 8
Coding region: 12-2195 (727 amino acids)
Biological process (GO): DNA-templated transcription; positive regulation of transcription from RNA polymerase II promoter by galactose
Cellular component (GO): nucleus
Molecular function (GO): DNA-binding transcription factor activity, RNA polymerase II-specific; RNA polymerase II cis-regulatory region sequence-specific DNA binding; zinc ion binding
Source: RefSeq, a predicted model, not a curated record
CCCGAAUCUCUAUGGAUCAACUUUCUACUCGUGUUUUGUUAUUUUUCCAGUCUUCGAUGGCCGAUGAGGUGCUGCAGGAUAAUCCCGCAUUGGAAACACCUGCACCGGAUAAUAUUCAUCACGAUGAUGACGCACCUCCGUCAAAACGACGCAAGAUACCCCUGGCUUGUAGCACAUGUCGUGACAAGAAGUCACGUUGCGAUGGGAAACGACCUACAUGCUCUGCUUGUGCGAAGAGGAAAACGGCAACAAAGUGUGAAUAUGAAGAGAGUACAUUGAAGACACAAAGAGAUAUUGCUAUUUUGGAAAGUCGAGUCCGGGAAUUGGAGGGUAUCAAAACUUCAAGCAUUUUUGAGCAUGAAGAACCAACAGUUCGGCUGCAACAUGGCAAUUUUCUUCAGGAAAAUACUCGUCCACGUGAUGGCCUUCCUCUCGAUGUGGUACUACAUCAUCCCCGGAAAUGUUCAGAAGAAGACGCCAAUCUAAAGUCAAUGACACACAUCACUUCGGAUUUAAAUGAUGCACUCGCCAUUGUUCCCUUAGACGCGGAUGGCGCACAUCUUUUCGGAACAACAUCCAGCGCCUCCUUCUUACACUCUCUCAAGAAGACCAUUGCACCAACUCAUGGAAUAGACACAGCUCACGCCUCACAGUCCAGCACGAUAAACUCAAGAGUGAAGCAAAACUCAAGCAAACUUGGACAUGGUUCCGAUACAAUUUCAUUCUUUCUUCCAACACGCAAGCAGGCCGACAGAUACACAGACUGCUUCUGGCAAUUUGUCCACCCUAUUGCUCCCAUACUUCACAAGACAUCUUUCAUAUCAUUGUACCUGUCUAUUUGGCUACCUCUGAAGCAGCAAAACAGAGAUGUUCACUCAGCUACCGAAGACCUAACAUUCCUGUCCACUUUGAGCAUAAUGUUUGCAAUCGGAUGCCAAUACGACGAGAGUAUCGAACCAAGUCGCAAAGCAGUAUUAGCAGAACGUUUCUAUCAUCAAUCUCGGAGUUUGAUUAUGGUAGAUGAGUUGGACUCGGUGUCUCUUCUUACUGUGCAACUUCUCUUGCUUACCGGAAUAUACCUGCUUAAUUCAAAGUAUACCAAUCGCUGUUGGAACAUCAUUGGCUUGGCAAUCAGAAACGCCCAAACCUUGUGCCUGCACGAGGAUAACAACAAACAAGGAAAUCAGAUUCGAAGAGAAACUAGACGCAGGGUGUGGUAUUAUUGUGUUUAUCUUGACAGAUUAGUCGCUAUGAUCUUCGGGAGACCACACAUGAUAUCUUCUUCAACGAGAGUACCACUACCUAUCUUGAUGGAUGAUGAGUACCUCCUCUCAGAUGGUGAAGGACGUCAACCGGUCAAUACUGUCUCGUAUCUGGGUCUCUUCCUCUGGUCACUCAAGCUCUUCGAUAUCAUGAGCGAAGUGCUCGCAUUAUCCAAUCGACAGAAAGAAGAUGCCACUCAAAGCAACGAAGCCGGAAUACCAUGGUGGCGUUCUCAUCUCCUGGACGAUAUCCUGAAGAUAGAUCGGACACUGGACCAUUUUCUGGAAACUCUCCCAAGCCACCUCCGACCCCAACAAAUUAGUGGAGAAAAUCGGACUGAUGACAGAGACAACAUGCAAUGGAGACAAGCUAAAAUUCUGCAAUGCAGACGCCUCUACGUACGAGCACUACUCCUGAGACCCGUUCUCCUAUCCGCAGCUCAAGCCCACAAAUCCAACCCCUUUCACCCAGCAACAUCGAGCAACGAACUCGGCGAGCGUGUAGCAACCCAGGUCUGCAUAAAAUGCAUUGAAACUGUCCACGAGCUCGUGACCGCCAUCUACAGCUCCCUACACGUCAACUACCAAUCCCCAGAAUGGGUAACGCACUAUACAUUUUCCUGUGCAAUGGUGCUUGCAGCAGCUCGCAUAUGCUCGUUCACCGACCUAGAUGCACUUCAACUCUCUUGGUCAAGAUGUAUUGCGAUAUUGUUGCACUACAAAGAGCAUAUCCCUUCUGCGCCUUAUGCUGUACAGGUCCUUGAGACGCUGCAGCAGAGAGGUGUUUCAAGGACUGCUAACGAUGAUGAAGUGGGGUUGGAUGCACCUGAAUUAAAUGAAUUUGGUGGAAUUGAAGACUUCAACGUCGAUUGGUCGUAUCCACUACCCGAUGACCUUGGAGAGUUUGAUUUCAAUUGGAUGGGUCAUGCAUAGCGCUGUAUGUCACUAGAAUACACGUCUUCACCAGAAAGAACAAAGAACGACUGAAUAAAAUUAAAC